CAACGUUCCAAAAAAAAAUUGUUUUGAUUUUUGCCAAAACAAAUUGUGAAAUUGUGAAUUUUGAAACAAAAAUCAAUUAAACAAAUCAAUAAUGGAUCGUGAAGAUCGUCAAUUUGAAAUGGUUUUAGAUUCAUUACUUCAACGAAGUCAAGAUCUUAUGAAAGCAUUAUCAUUAUUUAUGAAUCGUACUGAUAAUGAACAAUUAGAAUAUAAUCAUUAUGCUGAUGCAUUUGCUUCAUUUCAAGGAUAUUUAAAAAAUAUUCUUAAAGUUGUACGAUCACAUAGUCAAAGUUUGGCCAUACGAACAGUAUUUCCAUUAAAAUUAUCACCAAAUGAUGAUGAAAUGUUGAUAAAUGCAACUGAAGGACGUCUUCGUUCAUUGAAUCAUGAUACAGCACCAAUAUAUCUACGAACUAAAUUGGAACCUGAGCUAGAAAAUCGUUUAAAUCUAUUUGCAACAAAAGGCAAUUCCAUUAAUAAUGAUCAAGCACAGAAACAAAUUCAAACGGCUAAUAAAAUUAGUCAGAAUAUGGUUGAUUUAAUACGAAGUCAUAAAGAAGAAUGGGAAAAUGAUAGCCGUAAUCCAAUGCCACAAACAUAUUUACAAACAGAUACAUAUCAAUUAUCGGCUGCUAUAUUUAAUGGUAAAGGUUUAAGAUCUGAUAUGAUUUCAUCGGGACAAAAAUUAUUAUCCGGAUCACAAAUGGGCAACAGUGGUGGAACAGGAUCAACGGGCGGACCAACCGGUGUUGCCAGUCCAUCAUUGACAACAAAUAUUGGUCAUCGAACGGCACCAGGAAAAGCACAGCCAAGUAUUAAAACACAAAUCAAAUCAGCAACAUCGAUUCAUCCAUAUCGAUAACUUUUUUU
Dermatophagoides pteronyssinus (European house dust mite) is the source of this 870-nucleotide messenger RNA. It is a transcript of the gene MED8, whose product is annotated as mediator complex subunit 8. Gene Ontology annotation, cellular component: mediator complex; core mediator complex. Lineage: Eukaryota; Metazoa; Arthropoda; Arachnida; Sarcoptiformes; Pyroglyphidae. Gene Ontology annotation, molecular function: RNA polymerase II cis-regulatory region sequence-specific DNA binding; transcription coregulator activity. The record is from RefSeq and is a predicted model, not a curated record. Gene Ontology annotation, biological process: regulation of transcription by RNA polymerase II.